CCGUCACAUGACGCAGCAAUUGGCCGCGGUGACGCUGGUAUAAAUCCACCUCAGCACAUUCGGUCGGUCCUUUUCUUGUCUCCCCUCCAGCAGCAGCAGCAGUCCCACGCGCCGAAAGCAGCGGCGACUUCUUCAGUCAUGGCGGACCAGGCUUUUGUGACGUUGGCGACCCAUGACGGCUAUGCUCGGGGAGCCAUGGUUUUGGGCAAGUCCCUCCGCAACCACCACACCUCCAGGAAGCUGGUGGCCCUCAUUGGUCCCCAGGUGUCCGACACCUGCCAGUCGGUGCUGAAGAGAAUCUUCGACGAGGUGAAGGUGGUCGAUGUGCUGGACAGCGGCGACGCGACGCACCUGGACAUGAUGAAGAGGCCGGACCUGGGCGUCACCUUCACCAAGCUGCACUGCUGGACUCUGACCCAGUUCUCCAAAUGUGUCUUCAUGGAUGCAGACACUCUUGUGCUGUCGAACGUCGACGAGUUGUUUGAGCGAGAGGAACUGUCCGCGGCUCCCGACCCCGGCUGGCCCGACUGCUUCAACUCCGGCGUCUUCGUUUUUCGUCCUUCUCUGGAGACUCACGGCAAACUACUGCAGCACUGCACAGAACACGGCAGCUUCGACGGUGGAGACCAAGGAGUCUUAAAUGGGUUCUUCAGUGACUGGGCAACCGCUGAUAUAUCCAAACACCUCCCAUUCAUCUACAACCUCAGCAGCAUAGCCAUCUACACAUACCUUCCGGCCUUUAAGCAAUUUGGUGGCAAUGCAAAGGUGGUCCACUUCCUAGGGAAGACGAAGCCAUGGAGCUACACCUUUGACCCCAAAUCCAAACGGAUCACAGGAGAAGCGCACGAGGCUGCCUCACAGCCCACGUUCCUCCUGGACUGGUGGACCCUGUACUCCAGCGCCGUGGUGCCAAUGCUGCAGGAGCAACACGGGGACCAGCCGUUCCAAUCCGGCUGCGUGGAGUUCCAGUACUGUGACACGGUCCCUAUUGAGAGUGAAGAGAUCCCGGAGGCAAGCUGUUCUUCUCCAGCACAAGUCGAAACACCGCUGUCCUCAGAACAACGCAAGCAGAAAUGGGAGCAAGGCCAAGCCGACUACAUGGGCACUGACUCGUUUGACAACAUCAAGAGCAAGCUUGAUACUUUUCUCAAAUAAAGAGGCGAUGAGGUGGGAUAACCAAGGAGCACUUGUAGUUCUUUUUUUCUAUUAAAGCUGACACGUUUUAUCAAAGCGGCUCAUGCAGUUUAACCAACUCUCCAGAUGUCUAUAAAGAGGAUUCUCUGGAAGGGCUUGUUCCUCCAUGAGAAUGGACUGAAGUCUUUGUCCUCCCAGCACGAUGUUACGUUUCCCUUACUGCUUUGUCAAUGUGAGGCUGUCAUUCAGUUCUGUGCAGCACUGAAGAAAAUCAGGAAAGGGUUAGAACUUUUCAAAAGUAUUUGCCAUAUAUACAAUGUUCAUACCUUUUUUGUUUCAUGUCCAUGCUUCUAAUAAGUUUGCGUUUUUGUGACCAAGUCACUGACAUGACUUUUUUUUUUUUUCUUAACCACACCUCAGUAUUCUGCUUUUGAAACCUGUUUACAGCACCUAAAUGCCUUCCUCUGGUUACUGCACUAAACUCCUUGGUGCCUUCUUGCUCUCCUGGCAGGCUUCUCGUGCAGUUUGAGUAGCACAUUAAGUUUGAACUUUCUUGUACGUCACCAGAAUGUUUUCUGUACCGGUGUUUUGAAACUAUUAAAAUAUAACGUUUGGAUAACAA
This is a messenger RNA of Pungitius pungitius (ninespine stickleback), 1756 nucleotides long. Its product is annotated as glycogenin-1-like. The coding region runs from base 139 to 1155 and encodes 338 amino acids. Gene Ontology annotation, molecular function: glycosyltransferase activity. Gene Ontology annotation, cellular component: cytoplasm. Lineage: Eukaryota; Metazoa; Chordata; Actinopteri; Perciformes; Gasterosteidae. Gene Ontology annotation, biological process: glycogen biosynthetic process. The record is from RefSeq and is a predicted model, not a curated record. The transcript has 8 exons.